Molecule: messenger RNA, 1562 nt
Organism: Myotis daubentonii (Daubenton's bat)
Lineage: Eukaryota; Metazoa; Chordata; Mammalia; Chiroptera; Vespertilionidae
Gene: SLC16A11
Product: solute carrier family 16 member 11
Biological process (GO): monocarboxylic acid transport; transmembrane transport
Molecular function (GO): monocarboxylic acid transmembrane transporter activity
Source: RefSeq, a predicted model, not a curated record
UUACCGAGAGCCUGUCCAAGUGGGGCUCCAUCUCCGCACUCGCUCCCCUCGGCACCUCGGUCCCCACCCCCUCCCCCGCCCGCCUCAGAAGCGGGAAGAAGCCAGACCGAGCCGUUCUUCGUCCUUUCCCCCACCACCCGGAGGGGUCGGACGGUGAUGACCCCCAAGCCUGCCGGGACCCUGGACGGAAGCCCGGACGGAGGCUGGGGCUGGGUGGUGGCGGCCGCGGCCUUCCUGGUGAACGGGCUCUCCUACGGGCUGCUGCGCUCCCUGGGCCUGGCCCUCCCUGACAUCGCUGAGCACUUCGGCCGGACCUCUCAGGACACGGCGUGGGUCAGCGCCCUGGCCCUGGCCGUGCAGCAGGCAGCCAGUCCAGUGGGCAGCGCCCUGAGCACCCGCUGGGGGGCGCGCCCCGUAGUGAUGGUUGGGGGCGUCCUCACCUCCCUCGGCUUCCUCUUCUCAGCUUUCGCGGGGAGUCUGCUGCACCUCUACCUUGGCCUGGGCGUCCUCGCCGGCGCCGGCUGGGCCCUGGCGUUCGCCCCUGCCCUGGGCACCCUCUCCCGCUACUUCUCCCGCCGGCGAGUCCUGGCCGUGGGGCUGGCACUGACGGGCAACGGAGCCUCCUCGCUGCUCCUGGCGCCGGCCUUGCAGCUCCUCCUGGAUACUUUCGGCUGGCGGGGGGCCCUGCUCCUCCUGGGCGCCAUCACCCUCCACCUCGCCCCCUGCGGCGCCCUGCUGCGACCCCUGCAGCUGCCCGGGGACCCUCCCGCCCCACCCCGCGGGCUCCUCGCUGCCCUCGGCCUGGGUCUCUUCGCGCGCCCAGCCUUCUUGGUUUUUGCUCUGGGCACAGCCCUGGUGGGGGGCGGGUACUUCGUCCCCUACGUGCAUCUGGCCCCUCACGCUUUAGACCGGGGCCUGGCGGGGUACAGGGCCGCGCUGGUGGUGGCCGUGGCCGCGGUGGGGGAUGCGGGCGCCCGGCUGGUCUGCGGGUGGGUGGCGGACCAGGGCUGGGUGCCCCUCCCGCGGCUGCUGGCGGUGUUCGGGGCUCUGACGGGGCUGGGGCUGCUGGCCGUGGGGCUGGUGCCGGUGGUCGGGAGCGAGGAGGCCUGGGGGGGCUCCCUGCUGGCCGCGGCCGGGGCCUACGGGCUGAGCGCAGGCAGCUACGCCCCGCUGGUGUUCGGUGUGCUCCCGGGGCUGGUGGGCAUCGGAGGUGUGGUACAGGCCACGGGGCUGGUGAUGCUGCUGAUGAGCCUCGGGGGGCUUCUGGGCCCUCCGCUGUCAGGCUUCCUCAGGGAUGAGACGGGGGACUUCACGGCCUCCUUCCUCGUGUGUGGCUCCUUCGUCCUCUCAGGCAGCUCCAUCUACCUGGGGCUGCCUGGGGCGCUGCCCUCCUGCAGUCCGGCCUCACCUCCAGCCACCCCUCCCCCUGAGAGGGGGGAGCUGCUCCCAGCUCCUCCGGGGGCCCUGCUGUCCCCAGGAGGCCCGCAUGCCACCGCCGACACCUCCUGUUGACCAUUUUCUUUUGGUUUGAGCCUCUCCCUCAAUAAAAAAUUUCCAAUGUG